Molecule: messenger RNA, 1167 nt
Organism: Adineta steineri
Lineage: Eukaryota; Metazoa; Rotifera; Eurotatoria; Adinetida; Adinetidae
Source: the annotation of a GenBank genome assembly
AUGAAUACAAAUGAUACAUUAUGUAUUGAUAUAUCAUUUCAAUUCCUUAAUAAUAUCGAAUGUAUUAUAAGUCGUAUAUUUGGUUCAAUAAUAAUUUUUAUAUCUUUUUUUUCCAUAUUAUUUAAUAUUCGUUAUCUCUAUUGGUCAUCUUAUCAUCGACAAAAUCAUUCACAUCCAAAUUUAUUUAUUCUAUCCAUGAUGUUUUCAUCAUUAUUAGUUAUUAUUAUUAUAAUGCCAUCAAUUAUUUUACAAUAUUUAACAUGUAAUCAUUUAUGUUCAUUAUUUUAUUGUCAAUUCGAAGGUUUUAUAUCUUAUUUAAAUGGUUGUGUUCAUAUGUUUAUGUUAAUGAUGAUUUCAAUUAUACGUUAUGAUACUGUUCUUCGUAUAAAUCUAACAAAACAAUAUUUUAAACGACAUUCAUAUAUAACUAUUCUUAUUUGUUGGUUAUUUGCAUUUGCAUUUGCUUUACCACCCUUAUUCAAUUGGAAUAAAUAUACACCUGAAGGACUUGGUUUUCAUUGUGGAUUAAAUUGGAUUGAUCGAUCAUUUCAUUCUCUUUUAUAUUUAAUUUUUGCUUUUCUCUUUGUUUAUAUUAUUCCAUUAACGAUUUUAUCUAUUCUUAAUAUUUAUAUUUAUUUUGUUAUCUAUCGUCUUCUUCAUGGAGCAUCGACAAUAGCUCGUCAAUCUUUAACAUCAUUAUCACCAGCUGAUAGUUUAUUACUCGAAAGAAGUCAUUCAUCACCAUUCAUAUCAGUACAUAGUAAUAAUAGUCCAGUAUAUUCAGUUAAACUUGGUAUAAUAAAGUUUUCUGAUCUUAUACCUGUUACCGCUAAUCAUUUACGAACUCGUCGUAUGACUGAUCCAUUUCAAACUCAUCAUAUAAUGCGUCUGAAACGUUUAAAAGCUGAUCGACGUUUUGCAUUAGCAACUAUAUUUUUAGUUAGCGAAUAUUUACUUAGUUGGACACCGUAUGCUUGUAUUGCGUUACUCUAUUUAUUUCAUAUACAAUUUAUAAUAGAUCAACGAUUAAUAAUUACAAUAUGUGCAUUUAUUGCAAAAAUUUCAAUGAUUAUCAAUCCAUUUAUUUAUAUAUCAACAAUAAAAAUUAAUCAACUAAAAACAAUUCUAUAUUUGAAAAAAUGUUCAUGUCAUAGAUGUAGAAAAUAA